This is a messenger RNA of Arabidopsis thaliana (thale cress), 1317 nucleotides long. RefSeq lists its product as uncharacterized. The record is from RefSeq and is marked reviewed. The transcript has a single exon. Bases 204 to 1181 code for a protein of 325 amino acids. NCBI's taxonomy places the organism in Eukaryota, Viridiplantae, Streptophyta, Magnoliopsida, Brassicales, Brassicaceae.
ACAAUCGCUGCUCUCGGCAAUAAGUAUCUGGUGCAUGCUUCUGUAAACCGCUUCUUCUCUCUGAACGACAAAGAAGGCGAUUACCCAACAAAGCACCCUUUCGUUAAUUACUUUCUGGCCGGCGUCGUCUCCGGCGUCGGCCAUACGUCCUUUCUCUUUUGUUUGCAGUUUAUUUAUUCAAACAUCUUCUUCAGUCCAAAUUAAUGAUGGGGGUCUCGAGAUUGAUGAUGAGAAGAGAUGGGUUUCACCUACACUUAAAUCCACGGUGCCUGUCUCAAAUCUAUUUCCCUGACUCGUUAUUGAGUCAUUCUACCCACCACCAUAUAAAUUUGGUUUCGAUUUCACAGAGUCAUGUUGGAAAGGCACAUCCCUUGAAGAUGGACCAAAUGCCUCGUCGGUAUCGCAACCGUCGAAAAACACUCCGCCUUGCUACAAAUACUACUCUCUCUUCCAUAAUUAUGCGAUUUUGUUGGCUCCUCGUAGCCAUCUAUCUCUCUUGUAGAGCGUUUUUCCGACGUCCACUACUGUGUUAUUGUCGGCGUUCCGUCUCCGAUUGCGUUCCAUCUUCUUCUUGUAACCAAUUAGUGAUCAUUGGUCCACAAAUGAAGUGGCGUUCUCGGCAGUUGUCAUUUUCCUCCGCCAAAUGGUACGGAGAUGUAAUUUGGAUAUUUGAUCCUGGUAUCAUUGGGGCUCAGAUUGACAAUGAAGGCGACUUGAAGAAGUGUUUCAUACAGACACUGUUUCAUAGCACCGGUUCGAGACAAUCCAUAAGGAUAUGGUGGAGAGAGAUCAUGUUGUCUUUGAUUCUACGAAUAUACCUCGACAAAUUUUUGCCUUGGAUAUCAUUAUCGAUCAAGGAAGUUGGGGAGUCAUCAGUCAUUAACUUCAGCCUUUGGGGAUGUCUACAUGGAACGAGAUUUAGAAGAUGGUACUCACCAUUUCAAAAGUUAUCAGCAUUGGCUAUAACCAAGAAAGAUGUCAUCUCCUCUAGUUGGAGAUGUUUUAAUGGGAUGCGAUGUAACAGAUGGAUCGCAACCAAUAAUCGUUUUAAAGUUUAUUGGAGUUUCGUCAAAAUGAUGAUAGCCAAACACAACGAUCAUGUAGGAUUAAGGAAGAAGACGAAUAAGGAAGAUAGUGGAUUUGAUAAUUUAUUAGCGUGUAAGGCUUAUCAAAGAAAGUAGCGUUUAAUUCACUUGUUCGAUUGUAUUUUCUUCUUAAAUUUUAAUCAUUUCUUGGUUGUAUGUGUAAUGUCUGAGGAAUAAUUAUGUAAUCUCUGUUUCAAUUUUAGUGAAGUAAAGCAAGAUGUUAAAACAAAAA